ACAGGAAUAGCAGGAAGCAUAUGUCCUGCACGAAUCUUAAAGCAUAUUGGAUUGCUACUUAAUAGUUUUUAAGGCUACCAGAUUCUGUACAUACCCAUGUUUCUUACAAUGGAAAGCCUCUUCAGAACAUCAGUGGCCAAAUGAAUAGCCAAAACAACAUGCAAAAUCAAGGUUAAUAAGGAACUGAAAGUGUACUAGAAAUGCAGAAUUCAAGCAACACUUCAGAAAACAACUGCACUUACAGCAAAAUAAUAAAAAAGCAAGCCAUCCCAUUGGCAUAUGGGAUCAUCUGUAUAGGAGGAAUCCUGUUAAAUGGGGUUGCAGCCUGGGUUUUCCUGCACAUUCCUAACAAGACAAGCUUUAUUGUCUAUCUCAAGAACAUAGUCGUAGCUGACCUCAUCAUGAGCUUAACUUUCCCGUUUAAAAUUUUUGCCGAUUCAGAAAUUGGACCUUGGGAGCUCAAUGUUGUUGUCUGCCGUUUCUCUGCUGUUAUUUUUUACCUAAAUAUGUAUAUUAGCAUAACAUUGUUUGGACUCAUAGGCUUUGACAGAUGCUACAAAGUGGUGAAGCCUCAGUUCAUUGCCUCUGCUCACAGUGUUCGUUAUAGCAAAAUCAUCUGCAUAGUCGUGUGGGCACUAAAUAUGCUUAUAUCACUUCCCAAUAGUAUUUUAACAAAUAAAAUUCCUACCAAAGAAAGUUCAAAGAAAUGUAUGGACCUCAAAAACAAACUUGGAACCCAGUGGCACACAGCUUCGAACUAUGUGUGCCUAGGAAUUUUUUGGAUUGUGUUUCUUCUCCUAAUAGUCUUUUACAGCUCUAUAGCAAAGAAGAUAUAUAGUUCCCAUCGGAAGUUCAAGAAAAACUCCAAGAGAAAUACCAAUCGAAAUAUUUUCACCAUCAUGUUUGUAUUUAUAAUUUGUUUUGUUCCAUACCACAUCAGCAGAAUUCCAUAUACAAUAAGUCAAACUUCACCACAUGACAACUGCAAGAAACAAAACAUUCUAUUUUACGUAAAGGAAAUUACUCUACUGUUGUCGGCUGCAAAUGUUUGCCUUGAUCCUAUUAUUUAUUUCUUCCUUUGCCAACCUUUCAAGGAACGGUUGUACCAAAAAUUGCACCUCAAAAUGAAGACAUCUGAGGAAUUUGAAAACUCUAGAUCGAGGAAGUCAAAUGCAAUCUGUGAAAUGGUUAUUUCAUAAAUUCUUAAAGGAAGCUAUUCACAAUAUGCUGAGGAGGCUGGGAGAUGGUUAGAUCAAGGAACCACCUUAAGACAACCCAGAUAAAUAUUUUUGUACAUUGAGGCAAAAAAAAAAUCAAGGGCAGCUACCUACCUCUGACUCCACUGGGCCCUGCCUCUGCUGCC
Messenger RNA from Elgaria multicarinata webbii, 1363 nucleotides. It is a transcript of the gene P2RY14, whose product is annotated as purinergic receptor P2Y14. The record is from RefSeq and is a predicted model, not a curated record. The transcript has 3 exons. Gene Ontology annotation, molecular function: G protein-coupled purinergic nucleotide receptor activity. Gene Ontology annotation, biological process: G protein-coupled receptor signaling pathway. Bases 201 to 1199 code for a protein of 332 amino acids. Gene Ontology annotation, cellular component: membrane. Lineage: Eukaryota; Metazoa; Chordata; Lepidosauria; Squamata; Anguidae.